AUGCUUGACAGAGAUCCUAUAUUUUCAAUCCUCGCCCUAGGUGUAAUAUUGCUCCUUCCAAUUAUACUGUUCUUUCGACUCCAAUGGAACAGCAAAAUCACGCAAUCAACAGGCCUAUCAUCGCGCCUACGCCUCUGGAACAGGCGCCCAGCUCAAUCAAGUAAUAUAGUCUCUUUGCGCGUGUACCCGAUAAAGUCAUGCCGCGGGUUUGAAGUAAGGCAAACCACGCUGAAAGAACAUGGUCUCGAUCUAGACAGACAGUGGAUGAUAGUCGAUGCCUCAACACACGAGUUCCUCACUAUCCGCCAAAUCCAAUACAUGACUCUUAUAAACACAAGCCUAAGUGCCGAUGGUCAAGACCUGGUAAUCACCAUCCCGACCAGCUUUGACGCCGACGAUUCAACAUUGAAAACAGUCUCUAUCCCGGCUCACCCCUCACCAGAAUGGUUGGCUGAAAAUACCACCGUGGCUGCUGUGAAAAUAUGGGAUACAGACACAGACGGGUACAUCUACAAUGAAGAAGUCAAUGCUCCCUUCUCUGCAUUUCUGGGCUGCCCUGUCGCUCUUGUUUACAAAGGCCCAACUCCACGUACUCUGAAAGGAAAUGGAGCCGCGCAUAUUCUGGGCCGUGUACAGUCAACCGGCUUCCCGGAUGUUUUCCCCAUUCUCAUCGCAUCGGAGGCUUCCCUGGCUGAACUUAACUCCCGUCUGCGCGGUGUGGGCGUGGAUCCAAUUACCAUCGAGCGGUUCCGGCCUAAUAUCAUUGUCCGAGGCCAAACACCUUGGAUUGAGGAUUCGUGGAAGCUCGUCCAGAUCAGUGGGUCCGAAAAGAACGAGCAGACUCCUUUGGUCUUGGAUAUUGUGGCUCGGUGUACGCGGUGCCAGGUGCCAAAUGUUGAUCCGGACACGGCGACUAAGCACAAGAAACAGCCGUGGGAUAUGCUUGUUUCGUAUCGGCGGGUCGAUGAGGGAAUCAAGUUCAAGCCUUGCUUUGGAAUGCUCAGUGCACCACGGAGUGAGGGGCCUAUCGAGGUUGGGAUGAAAUUGGAGGUGUUGGAAGAGACUACCCAGCACCGCUAUAUUAGGGGAUUCUAA
This is a messenger RNA of Penicillium taxi, 1095 nucleotides long. Its product is annotated as MOSC domain-containing protein. Gene Ontology annotation, molecular function: catalytic activity; molybdenum ion binding; pyridoxal phosphate binding. Lineage: Eukaryota; Fungi; Ascomycota; Eurotiomycetes; Eurotiales; Aspergillaceae. The record is from RefSeq and is a predicted model, not a curated record. The transcript has a single exon. The coding region runs from base 1 to 1095 and encodes 364 amino acids.